GGUCCCUCCCUUUCACUGGCUGCCACCAGAGCAGGAAGUGAAGUUGUGUGGCAGGUUGAUUCUCUGUCCUAGACACUCUCAUGCGGGUAACAGGAAACUUUGAACCCUCUUCAACAAUAUUUGAACCACUGAGGAAAACUUUUAGAAGCUGGUGAGGUUGAAAGUCUUUUGGAUUAAAGUGUAAAACAGAGACGGGUUUGAGUUUAUAAUUGACACGUCUGCUCUGACUGGUGAAAGUGAAAGUGAAGCUGGUGAACCAGACUGAGGACAACAAACAGGAGAGACUUUACUGCAGAGACAAAAUGGCUUCUAAACUGGAGGAGGAUCUCACCUGUCCUGUGUGCUGUGACAUCUACAAGGAUCCUGUCUUGGUGACCUGUUCUCACAGUGUGUGUAAAGCCUGUCUGCAGCAGUUCUGGGAGAGCAAAGGAUCCAGAGAAUGUCCCUACUGCAGGAGAAAGUGCUCAAAGGAUUUAUAUCCUUCUAACAUGGCGUUAAGGAACCUGUGUGAGACCUUCUUACAGGAGAGAAGUCAGAGAGCUUCUGUGGUGCACUGCAGUCUGCACAGUGAGAAACUCAAGCUCUUCUGUCUGGAGGAUAAACAGCCUGUGUGUGUGGUGUGUCAGACGUCUAAGAAACAUAAGAAUCACACAUUUAGUCCCAUAGAUGAAGCAGCACAGGACCGUAAGGAGGAGCUCAAGAUUCAACUGCAGCCCUUAAUGAAGAAACUAAAGAACUUUGAAAAAGUUAAACUCAUCUGUGACCAAACAGCAGCACAUAUUAAGACUCAGGCUCAACACACAGAGCGGCAGAUCAAGGAGGACUUUGAGAAGCUUCACCAGUUUCUACGAGAUGAAGAGGCAGUCAGGAUAGCUGCACUGAGGGAGGAAGAGGAGCAGAAGAGUCAAAUGAUGAAGGAGAAGAUUGAGAAGAUGAGCAGAGAGAUCUCAUCUCUUUCAGACACAAUCAGAGCCAUAGAGGAGAUGAUGGGGUCUGAUGACAUCACAUUCCUGCAGAGCUACAAGAGCACAGUGGAAAGAGCCCAGUGCACACUGCAGGAUCCAGAGAGGGUUUCAGGAGCUCUGAUCAAUGUGGCAAAGCACCUGGGCAACCUGAAGUUCAGAGUCUGGGAGAAGAUGCAGGAGAUUGUUCAGUACACUCCUGUGACUCUGGAUCCCAACACUGCACACCCACGACUCAUCCUGUCUGAGGAUCUGACCAGUGUGAGAUGGGGUGAUGAGUGGCAGCAGCUUCCUGAUAACCCAGAGAGAUUUGAUAAGUAUGGCAAUGUUCUGGGCUCUGAGGGCUUUAACUCAGGGACUCACUGCUGGGAUGUGGAGGUUGGAGAGAACACAUGGUGGAAUGUGGGUGUGAAGGCAGAGUCGACCCAGAGGAAGGGAGAGUAUGGUGAUGAUGUGAGUGGAGAGUGGUGUGUGGGGUAUUAUGAUGGUAAAUAUGGAGCAUGGGCUCCCCCACAGCCCUCCACUCUCCUCACAGUGCAGCAGAAACUCCAGAGGAUCAGAGUGCAGCUGGACUGGGACAGAGGAAAGGUCUCAUUCUCUGACCCUGAUAACAACACACACCUACACACUAUCACACACACUUUCACUGAGAGAGUGUUUCCAUACUUUAAUGGUGGUAGGGUGUCUCCUCUGAGUAUUGUAGCAGUGAAGGCCUCUGUGUCAGUAGAGCAGCCCAGUUAGAGCAGAAACGGUCUCUGUCUGAACAAGAGCCCACAUGCAGAGAUGGAUGGAGACAUGUGGGGUUCAGUCAUGAGUCACUCACACAGUAACUGCAGUCAAUCUGAUAUCUGACCUGUGAGGCAUCGUCUUCUGGCUACUUUAAUUUUGUUCAGAAUUGUCUGAUAUGUUGAAUAUCCUCUAAAAUAAUUGCUGGUGUUUUGCCAUUUAUUACUCUAUGACAGUGUUUCUAUGUUUUCUAGUCGGCUCAGAGGAAGGGAGAGUAUGGUGAUGUGAGUGGAGAGUUGUAUGUGUGGUAUAAAGAUGGUGCAUAUAGUGCAGGUGCUGCACCACAGCCCCCCACUCUCCUCACAGUGCAGCAGAAACUCCAGAGGAUCAGAGUGCAGCUGGACUGGGACAGAGGAGAGCUGUCAUUCUCUGACCCUGAUAAUAACACACACCUACACACUCUCACACACACGUUCACUGAGAGAGUGUUUCCAUACUUUUGGACCAUCAGAGAUGUUCCUCUGGUUAUCUUACCAGUGAAGGCCUCAGUAAGACUAGAGCAGCACAGUUUAUAGAAAGCAAAAAAGAAAGUAUGUAAACGAAACAAUACUGAUGUGAACAUCAAAAUGUAACGUUGUGCUAAUGCUCACCUCCAACCUCACCUCAUGUAACCUGUCUGCUUCAUCAUAGUACAAUUUGGUAGUGUGUGGUAGUGCAUGUGGUUGGAGAGUUGUGUUGUGUGGUAAUAUGUGUGAUCAGAGAGUGGUUGUGUGUGCACCUGUGUGUGUGUGUGCGUGCGCGUGCGCGUGCGCGUGCGCGUGUGUGUGUGCAUGUGUGGUGUGCAAUCCGAUAAUUGUGGUAUUGGACCAAAGUUAGUUUUAAAUGUGUGACAACCUAAUAAAUCAUUAACCAUCCCAA
This is a messenger RNA of Alosa sapidissima (American shad), 2606 nucleotides long. RefSeq names its product zinc-binding protein A33-like. The coding region runs from base 303 to 1703 and encodes 466 amino acids. Gene Ontology annotation, molecular function: protein binding; zinc ion binding. The transcript has 6 exons. Lineage: Eukaryota; Metazoa; Chordata; Actinopteri; Clupeiformes; Clupeidae. The record is from RefSeq and is a predicted model, not a curated record.